AUCUGCGGGCUUUUCCAAAAGAAACUUCGACAACAAAAAUAUCAGAAAAAUGGCGAAGUGACUAAAGUUAAUAUGUUGAGAAGAUUUGGAUCUGGCUGUUUUUCAAGAGUAUUUUCCUCUUUUAGCAGCUAUAGAAUCCCUGUUGUCUGUCUAUUUCAUAAUGGAAAUUCGGCAACUACAGAGGAAAAGAAAGAACAGUUCAAAGGUCCUAUUCCAAUCGAAAACUUAACGAUAAAAUAUUCAAGAAGUCCAGGACCUGGUGGACAAAACGUCAACAAAGUGAAUACCAAAGUGGAUAUUCGUUUUCAUGUGAUGACUGCUGACUGGAUUCCUUUGUGGAUAAGGAAAAAACUAUUUAUUGAAGAAGGAAGUCGUAUCAAUAAAGAUGGUGAAAUGGUUUUACAGUCGAGCAGGUUUAGAGAUCAAAAGAAAAAUUUGAAUGAUGUAAUCGCGAGAAUUGAAAGAAUUUUACAAAAUGUUUCCGCUGUGCCUAAAGAGACGUCUGAGGAGAAGAAAAACAAGAUCAAUAACAUGAUAAGAUCACAGGAUGAAAGACGCUUAAAGGAAAAAAAAUUUCGAUCUCAAAGAAAGUCAGAAAGAUCUGGUCAACAAUUGUGAAAUUUUGACUUUUCUCAUAACUAGCAAUGUCUAAAAAAUCAUGUUGAUGCUAAUUUCAUGCAUGAUACAUGUGGUUGAAUUUGCAAAUAGUCUCAAAGACUGGAGAACUCUUUAUCUAUGUACUAAAGAAAUUGGUUUGAGGUGGGGGGUAUCGUUUAGAGUGAUGAUGACAACUGCAUAGAUUGUUGAAAUGUUAGUCAUCAUCAACUCCAACAGUCUUUCUCAGGACUGAACUAACCUUUUUAUCUACCUUAAUGUUAGCCUUAUGUCAUGUCUACCUUUAUGUCUACCUUAAUGUAAACCUUUAUGUCUA
Molecule: messenger RNA, 931 nt
Organism: Xenia sp. Carnegie-2017
Lineage: Eukaryota; Metazoa; Cnidaria; Anthozoa; Malacalcyonacea; Xeniidae
Product: peptidyl-tRNA hydrolase ICT1, mitochondrial-like
Exons: 6
Coding region: 73-618 (181 amino acids)
Biological process (GO): mitochondrial translational termination
Cellular component (GO): mitochondrial large ribosomal subunit
Molecular function (GO): translation release factor activity
Source: RefSeq, a predicted model, not a curated record